Molecule: messenger RNA, 3390 nt
Organism: Penicillium alfredii
Lineage: Eukaryota; Fungi; Ascomycota; Eurotiomycetes; Eurotiales; Aspergillaceae
Product: proteasome regulatory particle base subunit RPN2
Exons: 6
Coding region: 1-3390 (1129 amino acids)
Biological process (GO): regulation of protein catabolic process; proteasome-mediated ubiquitin-dependent protein catabolic process
Cellular component (GO): proteasome storage granule; nucleus; proteasome regulatory particle, base subcomplex
Molecular function (GO): enzyme regulator activity
Source: RefSeq, a predicted model, not a curated record
AUGGUCGGACUUGUUUCGGCCGCCGGCCUGGUUGGCUUCCUCUCGGAGCCUGACCCAGAGCUUAAGGUCUUUGCGUUGAAGUCAUUAGAUUCCCAGAUCGACUUGCUCUGGACAGAAGUUGUCAAUUCCGUUCCCGAAAUUGAGGCUCUUUACGAAGAUGAAUCAUUUCCAGAACGCGAACUGGCGGCUUUGGUUGCGGCGAAGGUAUAUUAUCAUCUCCAGGAAUAUAAUGAGAGUAUGGUUCUUGCCCUGGGCGCGGGAAAGCUGUUUAAGCUGGACAAUGGUGGCGAGUUCGAGGAAACCAUCAUCGCGAAAUGCGUCGAUACCUUCAUCUCUCUAUCUGCCACCCAACGGCCUGCCGCCGGUGACCAGCCCGCCAACCUGAACACUGCGUUCCCAUCCUCCGGCGAUGGCGCCACUAGCACAUCCGCAAGCCUUACUUCCCCGAUCACCCCGUUCUCUAAAUCCGCCCUGCCCUCGAAAUCCUUGCUAUCGCGCCAGGAAUUUCCUGGCGUCGACGCCGCCCAUCCCGGCGGCGAAGAUACCAGUUUUCAACACGCCGAAACGCCGCUUGUGUUGCAACGUGGCGUUCAGGGUCAAUUGCAGACCGUGAUCGAGCGCUUGUUCGAGGAGUGUUUCCACCAGAAGCGCUAUCGCCAGGUGAUCGGUAUCGCGAUCGAGGCAAAAAGCUUGGAUGUGCUCCGCAUGGCCAUUAUCCGAGCCAGCGAUGACGAGAAAAAGCAGCAGGGCGAAUCUCGUCGAAGCGAGGAACUUUUGGAGUAUGUUUUGGACAUCUGUAUGGGCAUCGUACAAGAACGGGCUUUCCGCAACGAGAUCCUGAAGCUCAUUUUGGAGCUCCUGAACGAAAUCCCUGCACCGGACUACUUCUCGAUUGCGAAAUGCGUGGUUUAUCUUAAUGAGCACUCGAUGGCAUCUGUCAUUCUCCGCCAACUAGUCGAGAAGGGUGAUGCGCGAUCUCUAGCAGUUGCUUACCAGAUCUCUUUCGACCUAUACGACAAUAGCACCCAGGAGUUCCUGCAAAAAGUUCACCAAGAAAUUGCCGAGCUUGUGCCCGAGGCCGAGGCCGAGCAAAAGGACAAUGAGGGUGAGGGCGAGCCCAGGGAGUCGGAUCCAUUGCUUGAGAAUCAGUCAAGUUCCUCCCGACCUUCAGGCGAGAAGGGUGCAGAUCUCCCUGACGAGCUGCGUACCGCAUUCAAGAAUAUCCUUGCGAUCCUGGACGGCAAGAAAACAAUUCAGUUGAAUUUGGAGUUCUUAUACCGGAAUAACAAGGCCGAUAUUGCGAUUCUGAACAAGAUCCGUGAUAGCCUUGAGGCACGCAACUCUAUUUUCCACACUGCAGUUACGCUUUCGAACGCCUUCAUGCAUGCUGGUACCACACACGACAAGUUCUUCCGCGACAACUUGGAGUGGCUCGGAAAGGCGGUUAACUGGUCCAAGUUUACAGCUACUGCUGCUCUGGGUGUGAUUCACCGUGGCAACCUGAGCCAAGGCCAGAAACUCCUGCAGCCGUACCUACCCCGGGAACACAUCGCCGGAGUGGGAGGCUCAGGCUCCGUCUACAGCCAGGGUGGUUCAUUGUACGCAUUCGGUCUCAUUUACGCCAACCACGGUGGAAUGGCGGUCGAUCUCAUUCGUGACCACUUCAAAAAGGCCACGGAAGAGGUGGUGCAGCACGGUGGAGCUCUGGGAUUGGGUGUCGCGGGCAUGGCUACUGGCGAUGAAGGCAUCUACGACGACCUUCGCAACGUUCUCUACACUGACUCAGCUCUGAAUGGUGAGGCUGUUGGCCUUGCCAUGGGUCUUGUUAUGUUGGGCACCGGCAAUAUGAAGGCCCUCGAGGACAUGAUUCAGUACGCGCACGACACCCAGCACGAGAAGAUCGUUCGGGGGCUGGCUGUUGGUAUGGCUUUGAUCAUGUACGGACGUCAGGAAGCUGCCGACGAGUUGAUCAACGGUCUCCUCGGCGACCCUGACUCGACUCUCCGCUAUGGUGGUAUCAUGACGAUUGCCCUGGCAUACUGUGGCAGUGGCAGCAACAAGGCUGUUCGCAAGCUUCUUCAUGUUGCCGUCAGCGACGUCAACGACGACGUCCGACGAAUUGCGGUGCUGAGCUUGGGUUUUAUUCUGUUCCGGAAGCACCAGAGUGUUCCCCGUAUGGUUGAGCUGCUCUCGGAGUCCUACAAUCCUCACGUCCGAUAUGGUGCGGCCAUGGCGCUUGGUAUCUCUUGCGCCGGAACCGGUCUCGACGAGGCCAUCGAUCUUCUGGAGCCGAUGCUCAAGGACUCGACAGACUUUGUUCGACAGGGUGCCUUGAUUGCGCUCGCCAUGGUGCUGGCUCAGCAGAACGAGGCUAUGAACCCUCGUGUCACCAGCCUUCGCAAGGCCAUGAUGAAGAUGAUCGGUGAUCGUCACGAGGAUGCCAUGGCUAAGUUCGGUUGCGCAGUUGCGUUGGGUAUCAUCGAUGCUGGUGGCCGAAACUGUACAAUCAGUCUGCAGACGCAGACGGGCAACCUUAACAUGCCCGGCAUCGUCGGCGCCGCAGUCUUUGUGCAGUACUGGUACUGGUUCCCUUUCACGCACUUCCUGUCACUCAGCUUUGCGCCUACAUCUGUGAUUGGCGUGGACCAGAAACUCGAACAACACUCGGCCCAGUCUCUUCGACUACCCCCCGAACAACAUGUGAAGACGGAGGAGGCACCGGAGAAGGUCAAGACCGCUGUGCUUUCCACGACUGCUCAAGCCAAGCGCCGCGCACAGCGCCGGGAGAAGCAGGCACGACGAGAGAGCAUGGACAUUGACCAGACCCCCACGACGCCCAAGGUUUCCGAUCAGUUGCCGGAGAAGAUGGAGACUGAGGAGGGCGCGACCAAGCCCGAGGGCGAAGAAGGCAAGGAGGUCGAGAAGGGUGCUGGGGAGGGCCAGAAGAAGAAGGCGGAGCGGGAGAAGGUUGGGUACGAGCUGGACAACAUGUCGAGAGUUCUUCCCGCCCAGCUCAAGUACCUGACUUUCCCCGACCCACGAUAUGAGCCGGUCAAGAGGCCUACUGGUGGUGUUGUGGUCGUCCUUGACAAGCAACCCGACGAGCCUCGUGAGACUGUCGAGCUAAAGGCUAGUAAAGAAUCCCGGCAGCCAGCUCCCCCGACCGAAACUCUCCAGGACCGCCUGCAGGCUGCCAUCGGCACCGCUGCUUUGCAGACCCCUCAGCGGGCUGGAGCUCGGGCUGCUGUGGCUGCCGAGCCUUCCCGGGCCGCCGGGGCAGCUGCCGCAGCGGGUGUCCUGACGGCGGUAGAUGAGGAUGAGGAGGGUGUUGAAGAUGCACCCCUUCCCGAUGAGUUCACAUACGAGACGGAAGGGGAGGAGGAAGAGUAG